GGAAUGGGCAGAUAUCACCAGCCCAUAUUUCACCAUUGAUUUAUUGCACGAACUCCACGGAGAGUCUUUAUUUUUCCCGUCGUCUACACGAUGCUAUGCGGAGGUAAGGUGAUGGAAGAGGCCAGCGGGAGGUUCUCAGAGCUGAUUCCAGUGGUGCUAUUUCCGCGGCUGUCAGGCUUUGUCCCUUCCUCUGUUCAGUAACAGCGCCCGUUCUCAUCCCGAAUCACCAUGAAACCAGUCCACGAGCGCAACCAGGAGUGCCUCCCUCCCAAAAAGCGGGACCUCCCUGUUAACAACAACAGCAACAACACCACCUCCACCAACAACAGCAGUAGCAUCAGCGGCGGAGCGGGAGGCAGCGCAAUUGGGAGUGGAGGUGGAGGUGAGGAUGGCCCGUCUUCACAAAGCUCUGGAGUGAGCGGAGAAGCCCAAAGUGGUAGUGGCGAGUGGGUGCGAGCCCAGCCGAGCGUGCAUUAUGGGGUGGAGGGUGCUGAGGGUCUCAUCGGGUUACCCAUGGAUCAGUACAGCAUGCUCUAUAAAGUAGCUUUGCCCGCUGGCACCUACUCACCUGUUCUUAGCCACAUUUCUCCUGCCUACAACGUUCCUUCCUCGGUGUUACAGCAUACCGGUGUUCCCUACCCUCCGCUCGGCUACACCCAGAUCCCGCACUCCUCCUUGCAGUUUGUUAGCUCUCCGUACGCGACUGCGGUUCCCUACGGCGUGCCUACGGGAUUUGUUCCCCAGUCGCACCUAAUUCCAUACCAAUCAGUGAUUCAGGAAGGCGUAGUCUCGUCCCAUCAGCAGCAGCAGGUCUCGACCCACGCGUACGCCAAAAUGACAGCGCCUCUGGUGCUCCCGUCUGAGCAGGCGGCGACACAAGCGGCACUGGGGACCGUAGGGAUGUUACCUGCAGGGGAGCACAGCCCGAGAGGCGUGCCUGUGUUCUACCACCCCCCCGUCAGGGGCGUCCAACCUCAACGAGUCCCAGAACAGGAAAGGGAGGUGAAUGGUGGGGACCGAGACCACGGAGGCAGGGAGAGCCAUCUAGAUGCAGUUUAUUCGUCCAGAGGUGCAAGGCUGAUGCAGGAGUCCCAUCAAGACAAGAGCUUGAAAAACCGCAGGCAGGAGGGGAGAAUGUCUCCAGGACAGAGAAGCACGCCAGACACUGAUCUCGAGGUAAGGGACAGAUGCAGUAAAUGA
This is a messenger RNA of Pimephales promelas (fathead minnow), 1200 nucleotides long. Lineage: Eukaryota; Metazoa; Chordata; Actinopteri; Cypriniformes; Leuciscidae. The record is from RefSeq and is a predicted model, not a curated record.